CAUAAACGACUCAGCGAUGCCGUUGCUUCGCUUCUGGCGUCGUAAAGUCCAACGACGGGCCAGCGAUGACGGGCCGGUCUACGUACUCGACCUCAACAGCCCAGCUGCAUCGGUCCGAGAACCCUGCACGUCGGAUGCAGUGCACUACGGCGAGAAGGGCAGCACCGAGGGUCGCAGCGUACUCGUCCUGUCCAUUGCGGUCGGCCUGCUAGCGGUACUGGCAGUCGGCUUCGCCUUGGGAGUGAUCUUCAGGGAGACCGCGACUCUGGCGCCGCUCGAACCGAUAACCGACUUCCGCUACAAGGGGCCGCAAGUCAACAGAGAAAAGCUUGCCUACCAUCAUGUCAAGAACAAAACACCUACCGGCACGAACGGCGUCCAGGGGCACGCGCAAACCUAGUGGGAGUUCCCGCCGUCUACAACAUUUCCAGUCGCCGAGCACCAAAGCCAACUGUUCGAACAGACCAUUCCGCCAGAAGUCUGUUGCCCAACACAGAUGACCCUCCAUGGCUGGCUUAAGA
Dermacentor silvarum is the source of this 521-nucleotide messenger RNA. RefSeq lists its product as uncharacterized. The transcript is spliced from 4 exons. The record is from RefSeq and is a predicted model, not a curated record. The coding region runs from base 17 to 400 and encodes 127 amino acids. NCBI's taxonomy places the organism in Eukaryota, Metazoa, Arthropoda, Arachnida, Ixodida, Ixodidae.